CCCGGCCUCCCCGCCCCCUCCCGGCCCGGCCACUUGCGAGCAUUUGACAGAAGGACGAGUCACGUGGCGGCCGGAAAGCGUCUCUUUGCGACCUCAAUGACAGGCAAAAUGUGCGACAGCCGCUUGCAAGGCAGGGAGGAAGCUGCUCUGGAGUCUCCUCUCCUUCUUUAAAGGCAGGGCUGACUGCUGCCUGGCACCCUUCAGGUCCGGAGUCCUUCUUCCCCGAGCUCCCCAGUAGCCGGGACAGUGGAUUUUGGGAGAGGGGAGAUAUUUGGGGAGAGGCUCCGAGGGGUUUGGCUGAGUUUGGAGUUUUAGAUGAGCUCUUAGCCUCCCUUUCUCUCUCGUCCCCCCACCCCCCGCCCCAGCCCCAACUCCCUGGAGCCCGGUUCUCGCCAGCAGCAACCUGCAGGUGCACAGUUCAGAUAGGAGGAGGGGACACUACCGGCUGCAAUGGCGUCCAACAUGGAUAGAGAAAUGAUACUGGCUGAUUUUCAGGCAUGUACUGGUAUAGAAAAUAUUGAUGAAGCUAUCACCUUACUUGAACAAAAUAACUGGGAUUUAGUGGCAGCUAUAAAUGGUGUUAUACCACAGGAAAAUGGGAUUUUACAAAGUGAAUAUAGUGGAGAGACUUCACAAGGGCCAGCCUAUGGCCCCGCUAGCCAUCCUUCCUCCUCAUCGUCAACACCUUCUUCAUCUUCUGCGUUUCGCCAUGUAGUGCCAUCCAGACAGAUAGUGGAAAGACAACCACGAAUGCUUGACUUCAGGGUUGAGUACAGAGACCGAAAUGUGGAUGUAGUACUUGAAGACAGUUCAACUGUUGGAGAGAUCAAACACAUUUUAGAAAAUGAGCUUCAGAUUCCUUCAUCAAAAAUGUUGCUAAAAGGCUGGAAAACUGGAGACGUAGAUGACAGUACUGUUCUAAAAACUCUACACUUGCCAAAAAACAACAGCCUCUAUGUCCUAACGCCUGAUUUGCCACCACCUUCCUCAUCAAGUAUGCCUGGUGCCCUGCAGGAAUCAUUAAAUCAAAACUUCAUGCUGAUCGUCACCCAUCGAGAAGUCCAGCGGGAGUACAACCUCAACUUCUCAGGAAGCAGUACCAUUCAGGAGGUUAAACGAAAUGUGUAUGACCUGACUAGUAUCCCUGUUCGUCAUCAGUUGUGGGAAGGCUGGCCUGCUUCUGCUACAGAUGAUUCAGUGACCCUAGCAGCAUCGGGAGUCUCUUAUCCUUGCCACCGACUUACAGUUGGAAGAAGAUCCUCACCAGCACAAACCAGAGAACAGUCAGAAGAGCAAUGCACAGAUGUACAUAUGGUUAGUGACAGUGAUGGAGAUGACUUCGAAGAUGCCACAGAAUUUGGAGUGGAUGAUGGAGAGAUGUUUGGAAUGGCGUCAUCUGCAUUGAGGAAAUCUCCAAUGAUGCCAGAAAAUGCUGAAAAUGAAGGAGAUGCCUUACUACAAUUCACAGCAGAAUUUUCUUCAAGAUAUGGUGACUGCCACCCAGUAUUUUUUAUUGGAUCAUUAGAGGCUGCUUUUCAAGAGGCUUUCUAUGGAAAAGCCAGAGAUAGAAAGCUGCUUGCUGUCUACCUCCACCAUGAUGAAAGUGUGCUAACCAAUGUGUUCUGUUCUCAAAUGCUUUGUGCCGAAUCUAUCGUCUCCUACCUUAGUCAGAACUUCAUAACCUGGGCAUGGGAUAUGACAAAAGAAGCAAACAGAGCAAGGUUUCUAACGAUGUGCACGAGACACUUUGGUAGCGUUGUAGCUCAAACUAUUCGAACUCAGAAAACAGAUCAGUUUCCACUUUUCCUGAUUAUUAUGGGGAAACGAUCAUCGAAUGAGGUGCUGAAUGUAAUACAAGGUAACACAACAGUGGAUGAGCUAAUGAUGAGGCUGAUGGCUGCAAUGGAGAUCUUCGGUGCUCAGCAGCAGGAAGACAUAAAAGAUGAGGAUGAACGUGAGGCCCGAGAGAAUGUGAAAAGAGAACAAGAUGAAGCUUACAGAAUCUCUCUUGAAGCCGAUAGAGCAAAGAGAGAAGCACAAGAGAGAGAAAUUGCAGAGCAGUUUCGUUUGGAGCAGAUUAAGAAAGAACAGGAAGAAGAACGUGAGGCUAUUAGGCUAUCUCUAGAGCAGGCCUUGCCUCCAGAGCCAAAAGAUGAGAGCCCGGAAUCAGUGAGUAAGCUGCGUAUCCGAACACCUAGUGGAGAAUUCUUUGAACGACGCUUCCUUGCCAAUAGCAAGCUGCAGGUUGUCUUUGAUUUUGUGGCUUCCAAGGGAUAUCCUUGGGAAGAAUUCAAGCUACUAGGGACUUUUCCCAGGAGAGACGUGACCCAGCUGGAUCCAAAUAAAUCAUUACUGGAAUUAAAAUUGUACCCUCAAGAAACACUUUUCCUAGAGGCAAAAGAAUAGAUCGAGCCAGAUUGGAGGACUAAGCAAUCCUUUGAUAAUGAACGAGGCACGGUGAACGCUUUAUCCAAAUCACCGUGUACUGUCAUUUAACUCAAAAAUCAAUGUCACAACUCUGCCUCUUUCAAGAAGCCGGAAAGGAAGAAUAAACAUAGCUCCUUAAAAGUUUUCCAUACAUGAGUAUAUGUUUCCAACCUCAUUUAAAUGAGCAGAAAAGAAAUAUUCUGCAGUAAACACUGAACACUAUGACUCUGUUGCUCACUUACCAUCUGGCUUUUGUUAUAAUUAAUGCACUGUUAAAAUGUGAGUGAUUGUCAAGUAGAAUUUUUACUCCUCAAUUACCCCCUUUUCACCAAGAAUUCUUGGACAUUUCUGCCUGUACUUUUGACACUAGAAUACUGUAUAUUUGAUAUUUCGGUGAACCAGUGCUCUCAUAUAUAUGCAUUUUCUUCCUGUGUUUGAAUUUCUACUUCACCACCUAAUUUUUUUAAAAAGGCAGAAAAUCAACACAUGGGACAUUUUCAGCCUUGGAGAUUUAACAGUAUUAUAGUAGUAGAAAGCAGAAACCUUUUUUUGUUUUGUUUUGUUGGUACUUUCUGACUCCUUUCAUAAGAUGUAAGGUUUUGUUUGGAGAAUAUAGUUUGACAUAUAUGCAAGAUAUUUAUUUACCUUUUUCCCCUUUUGGAUCUCAGUUCCAAUUCAGUUUAGGGAGUACUUUCCAUUACACUGCAGUGUGCUGAACUGCUGAUGAUAUGAAUAUCUAAAUAAUGUUCAGAAGUGAGCCAGUGCUAAAUAACUGGUAUCUAGCUGAUAGUUCAGUAAUAAGUUGACAUUGACUACCAGCCUCUAAAAGUGUUUCAAAUAGCAAACACACAUUUUAUUUUAUGCUCAUCAUUGUGGAAGAAAUUACAGGAACCCUUCUCUCUGCCCUUUAUUUCCUUUUUGCUUCCUUUCAUUCUGGCACUUGUUUGUAUUUUUUUUCUGCUGUUUUAAAGCACCUUGUUUAUUUCACCAAACAAUAAAAAUGUAAAAUUACAGUGUAUUAAGAAAUCUUCCUCAUUGCAUUUUCAUUAUUGAUCCUGGUACCCAGGGAACUGGUACCCAGGGAACUGGUUCUGAAGCCUGAAUUAUACAAACCAGCCCAACUAUACCUGCUGCCUAAAAUUUAUCAAAAUAAUUUUAUAAGCUUUUUGUUUUUUUAAAAAAGCAACAAAAAUCUAGGUGUAGGGUAUAGCAUUUGAGAGCACCACAGAAACAUCAGCUACUAAACAGAUCAUUGGUUUUUCUGCAUAUAACCCAAGAUUGUAUCAAAGUAUGAAGAUUUAAUAUGAAUCAGAAACAAACGUAUAAACAUUGUCAGUGGUGCUCUGCUUUUCAGAAUGUUGGAUAUAUGAAAUUAGUGUAUGAUUAUUAGGUGGCUAGUAAAGCCGAUAUAUUAUUUUUUACCAAAAAUGCAAAAUGUGGAUGGGGGAGUCUUCUAAAACAAUUACGUUAGUGAAUGCACACAGGACAUACACAGUGAUGUAUUCAUGUCACACUAUUUCAUGCCCCCCCCACAGUACAUGAAACUCAACAUUAGACAAUAUGGAAUGUAUUGGAAAGAUCCAGCUUCUUACCUUAAUUGAAAAGCUAUACAAGUUGCAAACAGAAGAAAUGUAAAAACAAAUUCCACACAUAAGUAGGAAGAAUGAAAUCUACUCCAAGUUAAAAGCCCCAUGCAGUUUAAUUAGAGACAGUUAAGGUCAUGCUUAACCCUUCCAAUGGAAUGAAUGGAACUGUGGUCUACCACUUGUUUCUGCAUCAAAAUUUUCUCUGAAGCAAGUGGAUUCUGAAUUGUGCCCUUAAUUAGCAUUCAUCUGCAAAUGUUCAUUUAGAUUGUUGUCAACCAUACUUCUAAUGAGUGGGCUUGCUGAAAUAUUGAUAUGCAUUAGCAUGGUUUUCACAUCACAUUAAUGGUUUAAUGUGAACAUGCAGCAUGCUAGUGCAUGGUGCUCAAACGUUCUUGCUCUGUUGCUCCCCUGCUCCUGCUGCUGCUGCUGCCAUGCCACUACGAAACAAGCCAGAGUCUGACUUGCUGUGACAUCCAAACCUAGGUUCACAGUUUGUUUCUCUCUAAAUUCUGGCUUGUUUUUCCAGCAGUGUAGCAGAAGCAGAGGAGAAUUUUCCAGUGCUAUGUACCAGCACACUGCAUGUUCAUUUUUAUGUAUGGUUUAAUGUGAUGUGGAAACCAGAUAAUUGUAUAGAAUAUUUU
Podarcis muralis (Common wall lizard) is the source of this 4654-nucleotide messenger RNA. RefSeq names its product Fas associated factor 1 (gene FAF1). The record is from RefSeq and is a predicted model, not a curated record. Gene Ontology annotation, molecular function: ubiquitin binding; NF-kappaB binding. Gene Ontology annotation, biological process: ERAD pathway. Gene Ontology annotation, cellular component: endoplasmic reticulum; nucleus. Lineage: Eukaryota; Metazoa; Chordata; Lepidosauria; Squamata; Lacertidae.